AGCGGGCAGGCGAGCGGAGCGCGGCGGCGCGGGAGGGAAGGGGCGCGCGGCAGGCCCACGGGAGCAGCCUGGGGCGCACGGAGCCCUCGUGCCCUCCGGGACAGUCGCCUGCCCAGGAGCCGCAGCUGUGGGCGCCGGGAGCCUCGGCGGCGAGCGGCGCGUGGGGCAGGGGUGGCGCGUAACCGCAGGGACCCGGGCAACCGGAGUAGGAGCCUGAACCCGGCCGGGAUGAGAAGGUGACGCCGCCGGGGGGCGCCACUCGCUUUGUGGGGAAGAUGCUCGCCUACUGCGUGCAGGAUGCCACCGUGGUGGACGUGGAGAAGCGGAGGAGCCCCUCUAAACACUAUGUAUACAUUAUCAACGUGACCUGGUCCGACUCCACCUCCCAGACUAUCUACCGGAGGUACAGCAAGUUCUUUGACCUGCAGAUGCAGCUUCUGGAUAAGUUUCCUAUUGAAGGUGGCCAGAAGGAUCCAAAGCAAAGGAUUAUUCCCUUCCUUCCAGGCAAGAUCCUCUUCCGGAGGAGCCACAUCCGAGAUGUGGCCGUGAAGAGGCUGAAGCCCAUCGAUGAGUACUGCAGGGCACUUGUCCGGCUGCCUCCCCACAUUUCACAGUGUGAUGAAGUCUUCCGGUUCUUUGAGGCACGGCCUGAGGAUGUCAACCCCCCAAAAGAAGACUAUGGCAGUUCCAAGAGAAAAUCAGUGUGGUUAUCCAGCUGGGCUGAGUCUCCCAAGAAGGACGUGACAGGUGCCGACACCAACGCCGAGCCCAUGAUCCUGGAACAGUACGUGGUGGUGUCCAACUAUAAGAAACAAGAGAACUCGGAGCUCAGCCUCCAGGCCGGGGAGGUGGUAGAUGUCAUCGAGAAGAACGAAAGCGGCUGGUGGUUUGUGAGCACAUCUGAAGAGCAAGGUUGGGUCCCUGCCACCUACUUGGAGGCCCAGAAUGGCACACGAGACGACUCCGACAUCAAUACCUCCAAGACUGGAGAAGUGUCCAAGAGACGCAAAGCUCACCUGCGGCGCCUGGAUCGCCGGUGGACCCUGGGCGGGAUGGUCAACAGGCAACACAGCCGAGAAGAGAAGUAUGUCACCGUGCAGCCCUACACCAGCCAAAGCAAAGACGAGAUCGGCUUCGAGAAGGGUGUUACCGUGGAGGUGAUCCGAAAGAACCUGGAGGGCUGGUGGUACAUCAGAUACCUAGGCAAAGAGGGCUGGGCACCAGCAUCCUAUCUGAAGAAGGCCAAGGAUGACCUGCCAACCCGGAAGAAGAACCUGGCGGGUCCAGUGGAGAUCAUAGGGAACAUCAUGGAGAUUAGUAACCUGCUCAACAAGAAGGCGUCUGGGGAUAAGGAGGCUCCGGCUGAAGGCGAGGGAUCGGAGGCCCCCAUCACCAAGAAGGAGAUCAGCUUACCCAUCCUCUGCAAUGCUUCCAACGGCAGCGCCUUGGGCAUUCCCGAGAGGACCACAUCCAAGCUGGCCCAGGGCUCCCCAGCUGUGGCCAGGAUUGCCCCUCAGAGGGCCCAGAUCAGCUCCCCAAACCUGAGGACGAGACCACCCCCGCGCAGAGAAUCCAGCCUGGGGUUCCAGCUACCAAAGCCGCCAGAGCCCCCUUCUGUUGAGGUAGAGUACUACACCAUCGCUGAAUUCCAGUCCUGCAUUUCUGACGGGAUCAGCUUUCGAGGCGGACAGAAGGCAGAGGUCAUUGACAAGAACUCAGGUGGCUGGUGGUACGUGCAGAUCGGGGAGAAGGAGGGCUGGGCCCCAGCCUCAUACAUCGAUAAACGCAAGAAGCCCAACCUCAGCCGCCGAACCAGCACUCUGACCCGGCCCAAGGUGCCGCCCCCCGCACCUCCCAGCAAGCCUAAGGAGACCGAGGAGAAUCCUGUGGGUGCCUGUGAGGGCCAGGGCUCCCCGCUGAAGUUUAAGUAUGAGGAACCCGAGUAUGACAUCCCUGCCUUUGGCUUUGACUCGGAGCCUGAGUUGACUGAAGAGCCCACAGAGGACAGAGGCUCAGGUGACAAGCGUCCUGCCCAGCCCCGAAGGGCCUCACCAGCCUCUUCCCUGCAACGGGCCCAUUUCAAGGUGGGUGAGUCUUCUGAGGAUGUGGCCCUGGAGGAGGAGACCAUCUAUGAGAAUGAGGGCUUCAGGCCAUACACAGAAGAUGCCCUGUCUGCCAGAGGCUCCUCUGGGGACAGUGACUCCCCUGGAAGUUCCUCUUUGUCCCUUGCCAUGAAAAACUCCCCUAAAUCAGAUUCUCCCAAAUCCUCAUCACUCCUAAAGCUCAAGGCAGAGAAGAAUGCCCAGGCAGAGCUGGGGAAAAACCAGUCCAACACCUCCUUCUCCUCCUCCAUCACGAUCAGCACCACCUGUUCUUCCUCUUCCUCCUCUUCUUCCUUGUCCAAGAACAAUGGUGACCUGAAGCCACGUUCUGCCUCAGAUGCAGGCAUCCGUGACACCCCUAAGGUCGGGACCAAGAAAGAUCCUGAUGUGAAGGCUGGGCUGGCUUCCUGUGCUCGAACCAAGCCAUCUGUCCGACCAAAGCCAGUCCUGAACCGAGCUGAGUCUCAAAGCCAAGAGAAGAUGGACAUUAGCUCCUUACGACGCCAGCUGAGGCCCACAGGCCAGCUCCGGGGGGGCCUCAAGGGCUCUAGGAGUGAGGACUCAGAGCUGCCCCCCCAGACAGCUUCUGAGGGGUCCAGGAGAGGUUCCGCAGAUAUCAUCCCUCUCCCAACUACCACUCCCCCAUGUGUCCCCAAGAAGGAGUGGGAAGGGCGAGGCAUCACCUAUGUGACAUGCAGCGCCUAUCAGAAGGUCCAGGACUCUGAGAUCAGCUUCCCCGCAGGUGCUGAGGUGCAUGUGCUGGAGAAGGUGGAAAGCGGGUGGUGGUACGUGAGGUUUGGGGAGCUGGAGGGCUGGGCUCCUUCCCACUAUUUGGUGCCCGAGGAGAACCAGCAACCCGACAUGGCUAGCAAAGAGCCAGACACAGUAAAGGGCUCCCAGAACGAGGGCAAGUCGGACAGCCUGGAAAAGGUCGAGAAGCGUGUGCAGGCACUUAACACUGUGAACCAGAGCAAGAGGGCCACCCCACCCAUCCCCUCUAAGCCCCCCGGGGGCUUCGGCAAGACCUCGGGCACUGUAGCAGUGAAGAUGAGGAACGGUGUCCGGCAAGUGGCAGUCAGGCCCCAGUCUGUGUUUGUGUCUCCGCCACCCAAGGACAACAACCUGUCCUGUGCCCUUCGGAGGAAUGAGUCGCUAACGGCCACCGAUGGCCUUAGAGGUGUCCGCAGGAACUCUUCCUUCAGCACUGCACGGUCAGCAGCCGUGGAGGCCAAGGGCCGCCUGGCAGAGCGGGCUGCCAGCCAGGGCUCAGAAUCACCCCUGCUGCCUACCCAACGCAAUGGCAUCCCUGUCUCCCCCGUGCGUCCUAAGCCCAUAGAGAAGUCUCAGUUUAUCCACAAUAACCUCAAGGAUGUGUACGUCUCUAUUGCGGACUAUGAGGGGGAUGAAGAGACAGCUGGCUUCCAGGAGGGGGUGUCCAUGGAGGUGCUAGAGAGGAACCCCAAUGGCUGGUGGUACUGCCAGAUCCUGGAUGAGGUGAAGCCCUUCAAGGGCUGGGUACCCUCCAACUACCUUGAGAAGAAGAACUAACAGCACGGGGUCCUUCCAGACUGUGCUGCUUUGGCUGCCACUGGAUUAAUGGUAGCAUGAUAGACACGGGGAAGGGACAAAAAUGGGAGGGGGGAGGGGGAUGACAACAUUGAACCCUGAAGAGCAUGUGACCCCCAGUACACCCUCCAGCUGGAAGGGAGGGUGUGAUGGGCGUGCACACUUUAGUAGGAGAAAGGGAACAGCAGGAAUGUCCUGGGCCGGGGGCCCCUGCAUGCACACUGCAUGCUGAUGGACUGUACGCCAUUUAGCACAGGCCAUGUGGGAAAGCCUAAUCGUGCCUUGCUGCAGAUCUGGAAAAGAUGUCAUGAGGUGUCCCAGGUCCUGCCCUGCUCAGCCACUUAAGUGGCUGGCUUCUUGCCUCUGGAAGUCAUCCUUACAUUGCCCUACUGAUGUGUUGGAGAUUGUGUUGGUUUCUAGUCCACCACCGACCGCUGGUGGGUGUCCUGGAAAACCACCCGCUCUGGUGCUUGGCAGUGUCUCCAAAGAGCUCAGCCCUUUUCUGGGGCCAGGCCACAGCCUAUGUUUGGUAGUUAAAAGAGUUCCCAGGUGCCAACAAGGACUGUCUCCUCUUGCUGUGCUAACUUGGCCUGGCAAGGAGAGCCCGCCUUCCUCAGGGCACAUGGAGGACAGUCUGGGAGUUGACCUGAAGGAUACCAGGCUCCUCCUAAUCUAGAGAUUGUUUGAGGAUUUCCGGGUAGGCAGUUCCUUUUGCAUGUUUGGGAAAUGGUUAUUGGUUGGAGGUUAUAUAUCAGGCGUUUGGUUUGGGGUUUAUUUUAGAAGUUGUUUGGGGGCCCGAGGGGCUCAGCCUCACAUAGAGAGGGGGUAGUGGUGGGUGGGGUUUCCAUUGAAUUCCAUGGAGGGAUGUUUUAUUUGGAUUUUGGUUUAACGUUUUUUGCCUUUCCAUACACCAGGUUGUUUGUUUAGGUUUCCACUGUGUACACAGUGCCCGAACAUGACACCUCAACAGGGAAUCUGGGACUGGGUAAAGUCAAGUCCCUGGCUCUGUGAAACAAAGUGUUCAGGUUGCUGCCCAAGAGGGAAAGAGGACAUUGUUAGAAGCCAGCCUGCUGGGUGGCUAAUCUGCCUGCUUCUGCCCACUUUUUCCAACCUGGGCAGAAGGGACCCUGGCUGAGUCAGCCUGGAGCAGACACUGCCCACUGUGCCCCUUAGCCUGCUGGCAAGGUACCCAAGAAGAUGGAGGACUUUGAAGUCAGAAACCAACCCUGUCUUCCUGAGGGGCAGCGCCCCGGGGGGGACAGAGAAGCAAAAGAGUUUGCUGCAGCCUUCUGUCUGCUUUGGGUUUUGAGUCAACAGUUGACAUUUCAGAGGGGACCCUCCGGACAGAGCCCAGCAGCGUCCUUUAAGGACUCCCCUCAUGCCGGGAGUGGAUGCCACACGUGCCUUUGAUUUGGGACAGAUCCUGCCUCACAGCUUGUGGCUGAGCUGCCAGCAUCUCCCCUGACCAAGGGCUGCUGGUUCCAACUGAUGGGAGGAAGAGCGCCCCUCCCCCCUCCUCCCAGGCAGGUUUGCCUUCAGCUCCCAAUCCUAACCUCCUGGAUCCUCAAGCCCAUGUUCUUCCCACAGGCGGAUGCAAACCGCUAGCCUCCUCUGUCAAAAGCCUGUGGUGGGUGACAUUGUUCUAUUUCCUUUUCUGUGUUCAUGAGUUUGUUUAAAAUUGAAAUUAGUUUAUUUUCUUCUGCUGGACAGUAUUAAAUAGAGCGGGGUGUUAAUCUGCUAGAUUGCAGUACUAAUGAUAGUGGUGUAGUGUCUUCAUGAUAUUAUUUGUACUUAUUUGAACAAUAAUGAUAAGGAAGUGGUUCAUUAUUUCUUCAUUAAUGCACUUUAAGGCGGAGUGGAGAGAAACCUGGAGAGCAGAGUGCAUUACUUAAAGAUGCAGUAUAUUCUCGUCUCAUUUUAAAACAGCACAUAUUUAUUAAAAGAGAAGAAAAUAAUUUAUGACUAUUUAAAAUAAAAUUUAAAGUAGAGCGGCCAUCAGGUGAGAGGACCUUCCACGUAGCUGUCUGCCAGGGGGAGGGCCCGUAGCCUCACUCCUCAGAUGUCUGCAUUGAGCCAGCUCCAUGACUAGUGCGCCUGCCAGGCACAGAGCAUCUCAGUUGGACUGGACCACCGGGAUCCCCAGAGCCAGCCUUUCCCAUAUCCUCUGUCCUUGCCACAUCCCAAAGACGCUCUCACAGUCCCCCGUGCCCUGAAAUCAUAGAUCCUUAAAAGUGGGACGGGGGGGGGGGGGGGGGGGGCUUAGAGGUCACUCCAUCCUGUCCUUUCGUGUUACUUUAGCCCAAGGUCAGGAAAUGACUUUCCCCAAAUUGCCCAACUAAUGGCAGGUUCCUGUACUGCGUUAAUACUGUGUUCCUCCCCUGCCCCUCUAGUUUAUAGUGUGGUCAUUGUGUUUACAUUGUAACAUCCAGCCCCAGGGAUGGCUGGGAGUUGCUCAGGCAUCUGGGAAGAGUGGGGAAUGUUGCCACCUAGUGUCAGGACGUAGACUUGGGCAACAAAUAGUAAUAGCCAAGGUCCCUCACCACCAACCCAUCAGGGCACAGCACAAACCCUGCAAGCCCAAAGAAUACUUGAAACAAGAAGGGUGCAUGCCAGGCCUUCCCAGUCAUGGCCAAGGGAUGCCAGGCCUUGUGUCUCUGGAUCCUAGCCCUGCCCAGGCAAGAAGGCCUUUCCCUAGAGCUAACGAGCUGCUUUGUGAUAUUGGACAGACUGUGGCAGCAGCAGAGGGGAGGGCCUGAGGCUCUGACCCAUCUGGAGGAAAACCAGAUCGGACUAAAAGGAAAAAAAAAAAAAAAAAGAAGUGGAAUCUCAGAAAUGUCCAAACCUAGUUUUCCAUUAGUUAUGAUUGAAAAUGUGAAAUGACAUUGUAUUGCUGUAUACUGCAACUUUAAUCGUAAUGAGCCCUUCUGAGGUCAUUAUUGAGGUUUAUAUAAUGCCCGAAGAUGCAUCGUCUGGUGCUUUGUUUUUCUUUCAGUUUAAAGACCCCUUUCUUGUAUCACAGGGGUGGAGGGAAAAGUCUUCAAACCUUAUCCUAUCCUUGUGUGUCAGUAGCAGGCCUGGCUACCCUGCCUGGCUCCUCUGUGCUCUCAGUCAAGGACAGGAGGAAGCCGGUAGUGGAAUAUUCAUCAGCAGAAGAUUCCUGUUUGUCCCCCAGGGCUCCCUUCACAACUGGGAUUCUGUCUGCAAAGGCCUCAUCCCCUCACCCCCAGCAGGCCCCAAGGGUUUCUCUUUCUCACUCCUAAUGGACGAAGGCAUUAUAUAGACCCCUCGUAGGCACUUUGAGAUGUUAGAGAGUAUUUUCCUGGCAUGUAUACCCUUCGCUUCCUCAGCAAGGCAUGUUAUGGCAUCUGUCAUCUAAGGAAAAAAGACAAGGGAAUUUCCGUCAAACGUUAUUUUCAUAUGAAUAGUACUUGCAGAGUAGAUGUAGAGUUAUUUAAGUUGUAGUGUUCUGUUUUUAGGAAGGGGGGACCAGGUGAAAUCAACCCGACUUUUCCUGGGUUUGACUAAUAUAUAAUUUCUUUCAGGCUACUCACGUCCCCUGUCCCUUCCAAAGACUUUGCAUUCUCAACGGAAAACAAAAACAUCUGAGACAGGAAAAGUGCAAUAUUACCAAUAUUACCAAGAGGGGUUUGGGACAGUGGAGAGAGAGAGAGAGAGAGAGAGAGAGAGAGAGAGAGAGAGAGAGAGAGAGAGAGAGAGAGAGAGAGAGAGAGAGAGAGAGAGAGAGAGAGAGAGAGACCCUGUUGAGUCUGUCUGCAGAAAAUGAGAGGGGUCAUGGAGAAAGGGGUGGCCACCAGAGGACAGCCCAUCGGUGUUGUCCACCCAGAUGGAAGCAGCAUGGUGCUCUCUUGACCUCCUGGGCCCGGUCCCCAGAGCAGAAUGAGGACAUCCAUUCCCAUCCUCCUGUUUUACAGCCAACUGCUCAGAGAGACCCGCAGCCCCCUCACCCCAGCCUCCUGAUGUGUGUAGGCUAUGAGGCUUUGGAUGUGUGCUUGAGUCUUUCUAAAACUGUAAAACCUCAGUUCAGCUUGUGGGCAGGAAUCCUGGCCAUAAGCAAACUCAUCUGGGGGGGUGGGUGCUUUAAGCCCCACUCACCCAGUGAGAGCCAAUUCCUAUAGGCCUGCAGUGGGCCUGGGGCUGAGUCCCAGCCACCCGUUCAUCUCAGUGACUUGGGCAAAAGGCAUGAGCCCGCCUCUGAUAACAGGAACUCCCUAGGCAGGUGCACACUAGCUAGCCCCCUUUCUCGUGCAGCAAGGAAAAUGGCAGGAAAAGAUAGCUUCUUAGGGGCGAGGAGGAAGUUCCAGGGCUUGGCCUUGCUGGUUGGUCCCAUUUAUACAGUACUGUAGGCCUGCUGCUCUGACCCACCUUGUGUGAAUUUCUAUACAGAUAGGGAGAAGGACCGGGCCCCUUUUGGGAUCUCUCCCUUGGAAUAGAUAUGGCUGCAUAGCCAACCAUUAGAAUAUCCAUGCAGCUCUCUGGAAAGACGACAGUCCACAUCACUAAGCAAUUAAGAUUCCCUCACUUUUUUGAGGGCUGAGAAAGAGUGUGUGUGUGUGUGUGUGUGUGUGUGUGUGUGUGUGUGUGUGUGUGUGUGUGUUGGUAAUUUCCACGAGCCUGAGAAGUCAAUGAGAGUGUGUUAGAGAGAGAGAGAAAGAGAGGAGAGAGACAGACAGACAGACAGACUGACUGGUGGUAAUUUCCCACUUGAAUUAAAUAGCAUGGGGUUAGAGAACAUAAGUACUGGGCGUGCAGUCUCCAUUGAACUAGUCCUUGGCAUUGGGCAGGUCCCAAGGGACUUACAGCUUCUGGCAGCAUGUGUGUCAUUCACACGAUUCUGGCUGGAGAGUGCAAUGUGUCUUAAUUUUUUUUUUUUUUUUUUUGUAAUUAUUUUAUUAUUUAGUUGGAAACUUCACACUGGUAUUAACAGAGCUAACAGAAGCAGCCCAGGCCAUUGUCCCGGGCACCAAGAUGAAGACCUGGAAGAGAUACUGUUGAGUCUGGGAGUGCUGGGUGGUUAAGUUAGGGCAUUCAUCUGCAUCCUAGCCUUGGUGUAAGAACCCCCGGGGGAUCCAAGAGCUGCUGGGUCUUGCUUUGUUUCUGAAGGAGAGGCAGGCUAGCAGGUUGAUGAGGUGCUCAUGGUGAGACUGUAGGACCUGUAGCUGUCUACACAGAGGUGCCUCCCACCUCCACAGCAAGCCUUAGAUCACUGCCUGUGAGUGUUUCUACACUCGAUGCUGAGAAGGCAUGAUAGAUAGGACAGGUCACUGCUGGUCACUUUGUUCUGUGCAUGUUUGUCCCCAGGCCACAAAGUAGGCACAUUUGUGCUUGUAGGUUGAAUGGAAAGAUCUUUCCAAAGCCUUGAUCCCAACCUGGCUGCAAGGGAUUGGCAUGUGACACCCCCCCAUCCCCUUCCCUUUCUAAAUCUUAAGUGACCUUGACAGUCAGCACACCUCCCCUAUUGCAAUCCUAGGACUCUGCUGCCUUAGAGUGGGGUCCCCCGGUGCUGAAGGUCCCUGCCUUAUUCCAAGUCUCAUUCUGGACAAUUGGCUGUGUCUUUGGAAGUGUGAGAGAAUUGAAUUAGAGCAAACGGAUGUAUCUGGCAUGUUGGAAAGCUCGCGGGAGGCAUGUUGGCAAGAUGAAUGUGCAUGUUUGGAAUUACUGGGGCUUACUGUCCUUGCACCUGGCAGAAAGCUUCCAGAGAUGUCUUUUAGACAGGUAUAAGGAGGCUGAGAGGCAGAGUUUUGGAGCCAUGGAGUGUUUGGAGCAGGAAGGAGUCCAUUCUGAGUGAUUGAAAGCAAGAGGUUUGCAGGGAUUUUUGUUAUCACCAGCCAAGAGUCCAGCCAGAGAAAACUCACUCACUAGGCCCAACCCGGGCUUCCAGGAUCACUGUCUUAAGGAAGAGGUGCUGCAAGUCAUAUGCCAAUCUUCAGGUCUCGGGCCAUUCCCAUCCCAGAUUCCCAGCAGUUUUUGCCCAGUGCAUUUUGUCCAAUGCAGAGCUAGCCUGUCAAAUCAUACAAAUUAGAGACCACUGACCAUAAUAGGCCACACAGUAGGGACCUGACACCCCCACACUAGAACCCAAAAGCCCAGGCCUAUUCAGGAGGCGGGUGACCUCAUUUGGACAUUUAUUCCCCAGGCUCCAAUGGAACCUAUGGUUCUAAUUGCUGAGUCGGCUUCCUGCUGCCAGUCCAACCAGGUGAGCCCACCAACCUCCUGCACGCGCUUCCACUGAGGCACAGUGCUUCUGAGUUUACUUCAGAGGGUACACGGUUGCCAUACAACUUGUCUCCCGCAACAGAGGAUAUGGGUGUCCCUCAGUUUCUGAGAGGCCUGGAAGGUAACUUCUAAGGCGAAUGUGAGUGACCACUGCUGCUGUGUGGUAAGAACAAGCAGGUGGGUGUCACUGGGACUCCUAAAUCACAGGGGCUUCCUAGUGUCCACUCAUCCCCAGCCAGCUUACUGUGGUCAGCAGGAGCCCUUCCCUAGCUCUCCCCUCCCCACCUCAGAAGAGGAACGGAGACAAGGACAUUGGGUGCAGUAAGGGUCCAUGCAAGUGCUAACGUAUCUCCAGGAUCCUCGGUGGUGCUAAACUAUCUCCAUGUUUCUCAUAAUAUUGUGGAUUUUUUUUUUUUAUCAUCACAAACACGAAGUGUCACCGGGGGAGGGACCCAGCCUGCCUGACCUGCCCCUUUCUGGGAGUCCUUUAUCGCUUUGGUGGGACUCUUUGGUCUGUAGAAAUGACCUGUCUUGGCAUGCUUCUAGACUUUAAAAUUUGGAUUGUUUUGUUUCAUAUUUUGUUUAUGUUUACAGGCAUAUUGUAUUUCCCUAAAAACUAAAUAAAGUUUUUGGCCUUUUUAACGGAACA
Messenger RNA from Arvicanthis niloticus (Nile rat), 10551 nucleotides. RefSeq names its product SH3 and PX domains 2A (gene Sh3pxd2a). NCBI's taxonomy places the organism in Eukaryota, Metazoa, Chordata, Mammalia, Rodentia, Muridae. Gene Ontology annotation, cellular component: cytoplasm. The record is from RefSeq and is a predicted model, not a curated record. Gene Ontology annotation, biological process: superoxide anion generation. Gene Ontology annotation, molecular function: superoxide-generating NADPH oxidase activator activity; protein binding; phosphatidylinositol binding.